Messenger RNA from Hibiscus syriacus, 1452 nucleotides. Its product is annotated as thaumatin-like protein 1. Gene Ontology annotation, cellular component: extracellular region. The record is from RefSeq and is a predicted model, not a curated record. The transcript has 3 exons. Lineage: Eukaryota; Viridiplantae; Streptophyta; Magnoliopsida; Malvales; Malvaceae. Gene Ontology annotation, biological process: defense response. Bases 283 to 1338 code for a protein of 351 amino acids.
CAGCUCAGUGACCUCUCACCUAUCUCCCAUUAUUCCACUUCUGUCGGUUUUUGGGCGAUUUAACUCACUCUCUUCACUCGGAUUCACCACUGGGAGGGCCAGGGUCAUGGGCUCACAGCAAAGCCUCCCCUGAAUUGUCUUCUGUUCCGCCAUUAUUGUACCUUUGCCCGUUUUCUGAACCCAUAACACCAACACUUGACGUUCACACAGCUCCAUUUAUCUAUCUUUUAAGCUUCAGCUAGAUAACUGAGGAAGGUGGAAAAAAUAAGCACUAUAAACCUCAUGGAUCUUCACUUCAUUAGCUCAUUAGCUCUCAUUGUCUUGCUCGUGACCCCGAAAGGUGUUAAUGGUGCUUCUUUCACGUUUGUCAACCGAUGUGAUUACACUGUUUGGCCUGGGAUUUUAGCAAAUGCAGGGAGUCCUGGACUCGGCAGCACCGGCUUCGAGCUUCCCAAAGACUCGUCCCGUUCGUUUCAAGGCCCGACGGGUUGGUCGGGUCGUUUCUGGGGCCGAACGGGCUGUAAAUUCGACGGAUCCGGUUCCGGGACCUGCGUAACAGGCGACUGCGGGUCGGGUCAGGUGGAAUGCAACGGACUCGGCGCUGCUCCGCCCGUAACUCUGGCUGAGUUCACUCUCGGUACAGGAGGGCAAGAUUUUUACGACGUCAGCCUCGUUGACGGCUACAAUAUGCCGAUGAUCGUCGAAGGAAGUGGCGGGUCGGGUCUUUGUUCUUCUACUGGGUGUACGACCGACUUGAACCGGCAAUGCCCGUCGGAACUCCGAGUCGGCGACGGUGACGCUUGCAAGAGCGCGUGCGAGGCGUUUGGAAGCCCGGAAUAUUGUUGUAGCGGCGCGUACAGCACACCCGCCACGUGCAAGCCAUCGAUUUAUUCUGAGAUGUUUAAGGCCGCUUGUCCCAGAUCUUACAGCUAUGCGUACGAUGAUGCCACGAGCACUUUCACCUGUACCGGAGCUGACUAUACGGUGACGUUUUGUCCCUCUUCUCCCAGUCAAAAAUCUACACCAGUUACAGAAACUACCCCAAUGACAGGCUCAACAUCGCAAGGAUCAGGGUCAGAACGCGCGAUAACUUAUUCAGAUAACGGUUACGGAUAUUAUGAUUCGGGUUAUUCGAGUUCAAGUUACACGUACUCCGGAAAUGGAUACACCGGUUCGGGUUCAAACACUGAACCAGGAGGGUCCGGUGAAGCAAUGUUGACAGAUGGGUCAUGGUUAGCCGGGUUGGCAAUGGGAGAUUCAGCAGCAACAACAGCUCCACGUAUUCUACAAUAUGCACUAAUGGCAUUAUUAACUGCUGUCUGUCUUUUGGCUUCAUGACAUAAAUUCUACUUGUAGUCUCGAUCCAUCUUCGUUUUAUGCCCCUUAGGGUUUCGAUGUAUAAUAUAACAGUAGAGGGUGUGUCCUCCCCCUAAAAUUUUGAGUUUUUCUAGU